AAUAAUGCAGUCGUGUUAAUUUCUCGUCUUUUUGAAAGCCUACACUAUUUUCCAUCUUUAGGUGUUAUAUAUGCAUCCUCGAACUACACUCAGCCCCUCCUCAGACAACAACUUAUUCUCACAGUACACAAAACACAUAACACAAAAAACCACCUCCCACCCACACACACACACUUUUUUGUGUCACUUUGGCUCUGUCAGAUAUGCAGAGAGGCAGACGGCAGACAGGAUGAGAAGAAGACGAAGACCACCUCUCACAUGAUACAAUGGAAAUGUGGCUGAAACGGACGAUUCUUAUGGUGUUUCUCGCAGGAGCAGCAGCAGCAGCAGCUCUGGAGAGAUCAGCUCAAGCUCCGCUCACUGUGAUUGUGGAUGAAAAUCAAAACAGAGCGGAAGCUGCUCCUGGUUCCUCUCUGACUUUCCACUGUAGACUGAAUAUAGAAACUCAAAACAGAUUUCGGGUGAACUGGCAGUUUCGUGGACCUUCAUCCAAUAACUCACUAAAAGUACUGGAUGACAAGGUGGUUAACAAGUCUGCAAAGACCUCCACAGUGGUGACGAACAAAACAAAGCAGGAGUCGAGGGAUGAAGGGACUUUGUCAAUUUACACUUUAUCAAAUGCAACAGAGGACGACAGUGGAUGGUACUAUUGCAAAGUCACAAUAGAGAUUCCCUCAUUACGUGUUAAGACCAGCAAUGGAACAGAAGUAGUUAUUACAAAGAGCAUCCAUCACACAACAAGCCCGUCACUACCCAUAGUGACGGGUAAACAAGCAACUGUGUCUCCCACAGGCCGCAUCCCCAUCAUCAACCACUGGUUCUGGAUCAUACUGGGAGUGUCUGCUUUCAUCCUGAUUGCCCUGCUGCUCACGUGUGUCUGUCUGAGAAGAAGACGCAGCAGAAGCAGAGGAGAGGAUCCUAUCUAUGCAAACACUCACAACAAACAGCCUUCACCUCGGCCCGGGAUGGACAACCUGAAGGCGAUUCCUAUGUCUCAAAACCUCCGAAACCCAAGUCCCUGCAGGAAUUAUGAUGACCGCAGAUGGAGACAAAAACAGAGCAGAAGAAAAGAGACCUCAUAAAUCCUCCCAUCAGCUGUGUUCACUGCAGUAUAAGAUGAAUGAAUCAGCUUCUUUAUUUUUAUGUCUUAUAUAUAUAUUUCAUACUUCA
Plectropomus leopardus (leopard coralgrouper) is the source of this 1170-nucleotide messenger RNA. RefSeq lists its product as uncharacterized. Gene Ontology annotation, biological process: B cell differentiation; B cell receptor signaling pathway. The record is from RefSeq and is a predicted model, not a curated record. Lineage: Eukaryota; Metazoa; Chordata; Actinopteri; Perciformes; Serranidae. Gene Ontology annotation, cellular component: B cell receptor complex; external side of plasma membrane.